Molecule: messenger RNA, 1971 nt
Organism: Fraxinus pennsylvanica
Lineage: Eukaryota; Viridiplantae; Streptophyta; Magnoliopsida; Lamiales; Oleaceae
Source: the annotation of a GenBank genome assembly
AUGAAGAGAGGGAAAGAUGAAGGGAAAAUUAUGGAGCCUAUGUUUCCAAGACUUCAUGUGAAUGAUACAGAGAAAGGAGGACCAAAAGCACCUCCAAGAAACAAGAUGGCUCUUUAUGAGCAACUGAGCAUCCCUUCACAGAGAUUCACUCAUAAUACCGUGAAUUUAGUCCCUUCGGCUUCUUCAAUCCAGGGGGGUGGAAAUGAAAGUGGCACAUUUUUCCCACACCAGCUGCCUGCCAGACAUCAGGCUGAGAAGCUACAUAUCCAACAUUCUGAAUUGAGCAGUCCGUUAACACAAGUUGAGCAGAAAAAGAAGUCUCAUGAAGAUGAUUUUACAGUUCCCAUCUUCAUUCAUUCUAAGCCGAGUCAGGACCCUAGUGAAUAUUUUAUUGAUGUUGAAAGAGAAAAACUCCCUCCCUCCAACCCUACUUAUCUUAAUCCAUCAGUGAAAUUUAUGAAAGCCAAUCAGACGAGCUUGAUCGGACACCGUAUGAGACAAGAAAGCAAAAGGCGGAAGGAAGGGAAUUUGAAGGAGUUUGUUUCUUACCAAGAUUCAUUAGUGAAAGCCAUCUCAAAUUCUUCUUCAACAAAUAAGAACGGAGAUCUGCAGAAGCAAAGGGAUGAUCCUGGUAAUAGUAUCGACAAAUUGAAGACCGAUUGCAGAAUACAGUCAGAGCUCAGUGCCCAGUCGCAACCUGCUGGUACUGUGCAUAGUAAUGUUGUUACGAAGAAGCAUGGUACAGACAUAGUGAAAGGAAAUUCGUCUAUUCCAAUGAAGGAUUUUCCAUCCGGAGAGCAGGACAUCAGUAAUGAUGCUGAUACUCUCGUAGACAGGGGUGACAGUGUGUAUGAGACUUCAAUGGUAGAUUCUAUAUCUGCAUACGAUGUAUCACCUGAUGACGUUGUCGGAGUAAUAGGUCUGAAACAUUUUUGGAAAGCCAGGAGGGCUAUUGUUAAUCAGCAAAAAGUUUUUGCAGUUCAAGUAUUUGAGUUGCAUAGAUUGGUAAAGGUUCAGAGAUCGAUUGCUGGUUCACAGCAUCUUUUGCUUGAGGAUGCUGCUUAUUUGGGCAAACCCAUAGAGGCUUCGCCUGCAAAGAAACUCCCACUGGACUAUAAUGUUGAAGUGCCUCUGAAUGUUUCCGAGCGCAAAAGGGUCUUAGAUAAGCCGAGCCAUCCAAUGGAAUGCUCUGCUGAGAAUACUGUGGAGAAGGAAUCUCUUUCUUCUGUGCAAUAUAGUGUACCGCCAUUUUCAGGAAACCCUCCUGCGCCAUCGGUAAGUGGUGCCAACAAUUUUGGACCGUGGUGGUUUAAUCAACCAAAUGGGCACCAGUGGUUGAUACCUGUGAUGACUCCUUCUGAAGGACUCGUAUACAAACCAUAUCCUGGAUCAGCAUUUAUGGGCCCAGUCUUUGGAGGUUGUGGACCCCACAGAUCAACUCCAGCAUAUGGGCUUCCAGCUCCGUAUCAUCAAUAUCACCUACCUUAUUUUCCUCCAGCCAGACCUCAUGGAUACUUUCCUCCGUAUGGCAUGCCACUUGUGAAUCCAGCCUAUUCGGGUUCAUCUGUUGAACAAGUAAACCAAGUUACCAUGCAUGACCAAUUAUCAGCUGACGAAGCUAAUCCUGGUCCGCGACAUCAACAGUCCUUUGAUAUACUGAGCCAGAAGAGCGGCGCUUUUCCUGAAGUUUCUACAUUGUGUGCAUCUAAGGAUAGUGAAUUGAAAGCCUGCACAACAAGUAAUCCGAGUGAAAGUGGAACAGGUAAUGCUAUGGAAGGAAGAAACAUGUUUCAACUUCUCCCCACGUCUCCAAGUCUCGAUUUCCCCGACUGCAGCCCUCGGCCUUCCUUACCUGAACGCACUGCACAAGUGAUCAAGGUUGUGCCUCACAAUGCCAUAACUGCAACGGAAUCCGCUGCUCGAAUUUUUAGGUCUAUACAAGAAGGGAGGAAACAGUAUGAUUCAGUUUAG